GCCGGAGGUGAAAUCAUAAAUGAAUACUAGGUUUAGCGUGCGGCAUUGUAAUGUAUAGAUUUGGGACAUACUUUUAAAUAUUAGUUUCUGCAAGUGGAACGAAGAUUUGUCUGAAGAUGACCGUGAACGUGAGACCUGGCUCACUGUGGAUAUUACAUCAAAUCAGCCACCUGUCACCCAGACCUCCCAUUCGAAGCAUCUCCCACGCUCCCUUUGCCUGUGACCACCACAAAACAUACCGCAGCCACGUCCCCCUUCGGGUGGCCACAUUAACACGCCUCCGUCCUAGUCUGCCUCUCAAAUCAACUUUAUGCUUUCAGCCAUGUAGACCAGCAUCUACAACCAGCGGUACAGGCUGGUAUGAGAGCCUAGCAGACUCUACUCCUGUCCAUCUGACUGAGCAGCUACUGAUCUCUGUCCAUCAGACCACAGGUCUACCAUGGUGGGCCAGUAUCGUAUGCACCACUGUGGCCCUGAGAACAGUUGUCACACUGCCACUUGGAGCCUAUCAGGCCGUCAUCAUAGCAAAGGUUGAAGCCCUGCAAGUGGAGAUAGCGGAGCUGGCUAAGAGGCUGCGCUACGAGAUCUCGGUGCGGGCCAAAGAUAAGGGCUGGACGGAAAAACACUGCCGAUACAAAUUCAAGAAGAACCUGAAGAGGAUCGUGUCUGAGCUGUACGUGAGGGAUAACUGCCACCCCUUCAAAGCCAGUCUGCUGGUAUGGGUGCAGCUGCCCAUGUGGGUAUGCCUCUCCCUGGCCCUGCGCAACCUGAGCCUGGGGGUGUCUGAUGCUGCCACCGCGUUGCAGACAGAGCUGGCAGUAGGGGGAACUCUAUGGUUCUCUGACCUGACUUUGCCUGACUCUACCUGGAUCAUGCCUGUCUCUCUGGGCCUCAUCAACUUGCUCAUCACAGAGGUAUUUGCUCUGCGGAGGAUAGAAGCAUCCAAGUUCCAGAAGUAUGUGACCAACUUUAUCAGAGGGAUCUCUCUGUUGAUGAUACCCAUAGCUGCCACCGUGCCCUCCUCCAUGGCUCUGUACUGGCUAAGCUCCAGUUGUGUGGGACUGGGCCACAACCUGCUCCUGCGCUCGCCUUGCUUCCGGAGGCUGUGCCGCAUCCCCCCCACGCGCUCCGACUCAGACACGCCUUACAGGGACAUCGCUUCUUCCUUUGUCUCCAAAUACAUCAAGUGAAAGAGGUUUUCCAUCUGAUAGUAGAGAGACUGUAGCCCCCAAUCAUGUCAAUGCCAUAGCCCCUUCCCCUGAUUCAGUCAAUCUUCAUGAUGAAUUGAAGAAUUAUGUGUGUUAGCGCUGGGCUGGAACAAACACCUGCACUGUACACCAUGUAUCUCUCCAGGACCAGGGUUCGUGACCACUAAACUAAGAUCUAGAGUGGACCACGGUCCAUCAGAGAGAAUCAGACCUUGUGGACAUGGAGUAUCCAACACGUCCAUAUCUGACAAACCAAGUCAGUGUCAAGAACUGUUUGUGACUGGUAUAUACUGUAGCAUGUACAUGCAGGUUUACUUUGAAAGGUAACCACUCCCUGUUCUACCCAGGAUAACUUGGUGUUGUGAUUGAAGACUAACUGCAAUGUAACUCUGUAACUGGCAAAUGACAUGCAAGAAAUGUAUUUAAGAUAACGACCACAGUCAUGGAUGAUCAAUGGAUACUACAUUUGUACUUUGAACUUUCAGUGUAAAUUGCAUGAAAGGUUUGUUAUUUUGUGAAUUGUAUUGUGAUCCAGAAAUUGAUGACAUCAGAUGUGCUCAAAGUUGGAAGUAAUUGAGUUAAGUUACAUCAGUAAAAUAAAACAUUUUGUAUUAACUGUG
This is a messenger RNA of Salvelinus namaycush (lake trout), 1828 nucleotides long. Its product is annotated as cytochrome c oxidase assembly protein COX18, mitochondrial-like. NCBI's taxonomy places the organism in Eukaryota, Metazoa, Chordata, Actinopteri, Salmoniformes, Salmonidae. Bases 117 to 1190 code for a protein of 357 amino acids. The record is from RefSeq and is a predicted model, not a curated record. Gene Ontology annotation, cellular component: mitochondrial inner membrane. Gene Ontology annotation, biological process: mitochondrial respiratory chain complex IV assembly; protein insertion into mitochondrial inner membrane from matrix. Gene Ontology annotation, molecular function: membrane insertase activity. The transcript has 7 exons.